UCGCACCGCUCGCGCGCUCGCGCGGUCGCCGCGAUGUUCGCCUCGCGCGCGUCGGCGACGUCAUCCUCGACGUGGCGCCACGCCGCGCGCGUCGUGAGCGACGACGUCGGCGCGCUGGCGGCGCAAUUCGGAUUUAAAUUGCGCGCCGGUGAACACGCGACGCCACGCGCCGUCGCGUCGCGCGUGCGCGCGCCCGACGCCGCGCUGGACGCGCGCGUGACGCUCAUCUACGCGAUAAUCAUGUUCGCGUUCAACUGGUUGUUACGGCGCGCCGUCGUCGAACCGCUAGCGGGACGACUGAUGGGUUACGGCGCGCGCGGCGUCGGCGGCGCGCGCAAGGCGCGACGACGAAAGAUGGAAAAGUUCGCGCAGAGCGCGCUCGAGAUGGCGACGUACGGGACGUUCACGAUCAUCGGGUGCGCGAUAGUGCCUGGACAGCGAUGGUUCUGGCCGUCGAGCGAGUGGUGGAUCGGGGCACCGGUGAAGACGCGGGCGACGGAGAGCGCGCUGCGGGCGUACUAUCUGGCGUACGGGGCGCGAUACGUCGCGGGGGCGGCCAACGUGUUUCUCGAACAUAAGCGGAAAGAUUUUUGGGAGAUGCAAUUGCAUCAUUUUGCGACGAUCGGAGUGAUUUGGGUGUCGUACAUCGUCGGUUGGACGCGCGUGGGGGCGGUGAUCAUGCUCGUGCUGGACCCGGCGGACGUACCGUUGCACGCGGCGAAGUGCGCGAAGUACGUCGGGGACGCGCGCGGGGAUAAGAAAUAUCAACUCGCCGCCGACGUGUUGUUCGGUAUUUUUCUCGUCAUAUUUUUCGUCAUGCGACUGGUGAUGUAUCCGUACGUGGUGUACUCCGUGCACUUCGAGGCGAGGCGGUAUUUUAGCCCAUCGAUCCCGUACUGGCUGUGCGUCGCGUUGCUCUACGUCAUUCUCGGCUUGCAGGUGUAUUGGUUUAAACUCAUCGUCAACGUCGUGCACAAGGUGCUAGCGACCGGAAACGCGGAGGACGUGAGGAGCGACGAUGAAGACGAACCAAAUGGCGCCAAAGCGCACCACGAUUGAGCCGAUGUGGCGCCACAGUACAUUAUAAAAUUAUUGCCGAGCCUCGCCGCGAAGGCGUCCCGUU
Molecule: messenger RNA, 1123 nt
Organism: Ostreococcus lucimarinus CCE9901
Lineage: Eukaryota; Viridiplantae; Chlorophyta; Mamiellophyceae; Mamiellales; Bathycoccaceae
Exons: 1
Coding region: 34-1059 (341 amino acids)
Biological process (GO): ceramide biosynthetic process
Cellular component (GO): membrane; endoplasmic reticulum
Molecular function (GO): sphingosine N-acyltransferase activity
Source: RefSeq, a predicted model, not a curated record